GAACGCGAAUGCAUUAGACGAAACCUUACGGCUACUUCCCCAUCGCCGUUCUACCCGUCCUAACCUCAACACAUGGGAUGACAAAGCGAUGUCUGUAUCCGAAGAGAUAAUUAAGAAGGUGUCGAAAAGCGAAUCCAGAGAAAUUAGUCUUGAAGACCUAUCGUACUGCAUGCCGAAAGUGAUUGCUGAAGAAGCGUUGAAGCGGAUCGGAGCCACGCAAGGAAAGUUUGGGAUAGAUGAGCUCUUCAUUUGGGUGAGUCGCACUUUUCAGCAGCACAGAGAGGGCUUGAGUUAUCACUCAAAGAUACUCACUGUGUCUUGCGGGAUUUGCAUUAGGCCGUUGAUGUCAUUGUCUUGGCGAUACUUACAUUCGCUUGGCUCGUCAUACUAGACACCGUAUAUAUAUGUCCUCCCAAAAAAUGAGGAAUUGGGACACAAGUUUUACAUGGUGAUACUAUUUCUAGCUCUGGUGGUUGCCUAUGUCUUUCACGUCGUAUGGGAUAUGUAUGGCGAUGGGGUUAGAUUCUUUUUUCACCACUCAAUACAAGUCGGGGGAGCUUGCAUCAUUGACGGGAAAAAGGUACAUACGUAUGUGCAACUUAGGCUUUGUUCGUUUUCGGGUCUCAAAACUCCUGGCCGGGCACGGUCUUCGAUCAACUUUUUAAUCUAAUUCAACCAUAUGCAGAAGUA
Molecule: messenger RNA, 690 nt
Organism: Rhododendron vialii
Lineage: Eukaryota; Viridiplantae; Streptophyta; Magnoliopsida; Ericales; Ericaceae
Exons: 3
Coding region: 89-391 (100 amino acids)
Source: RefSeq, a predicted model, not a curated record